Messenger RNA from Penicillium malachiteum, 1512 nucleotides. Its product is annotated as glycoside hydrolase family 1 protein. Gene Ontology annotation, molecular function: beta-glucosidase activity. The record is from RefSeq and is a predicted model, not a curated record. Lineage: Eukaryota; Fungi; Ascomycota; Eurotiomycetes; Eurotiales; Aspergillaceae. The transcript is spliced from 2 exons. Gene Ontology annotation, biological process: carbohydrate metabolic process. Bases 1 to 1512 code for a protein of 503 amino acids.
AUGGCUCGAGAGGCAGGCAUGUUUAGUGCCAGCGAUAUAGUCGAAGCCUUUGAACCUGAAACACCUGCAUUUGAUCGUGAAGUGGAGAGACUUCCAUUGCCGUCUGGUUUCCAAUGGGGAACCGCUACAGCGGCAUAUCAGAUCGAAGGGGGUGCCAGUCAAGAUGGGAAAGGUCCCUCUAUUUGGGAUACUUUCUCUCAUCUGAGCCCUUCCCGCACCAAUGGGCAGAAUGCAGAUGUUGCCUGCGACCACUACAACAGAACCAUAGCGGACAUCACGCUGAUGGCAUCACUGAGGGUGGACGUGUACCGGUUCUCUAUUGCAUGGUCUCGCAUCAUUCCACUUGGGGGUCGCAACGACCCAAUCAAUGAGCAUGGCAUCGCAUUCUACAACAAUCUGAUCGAUGAACUGUUGGCCCAUAAUAUUGCACCCGUGGUGACCCUCUAUCAUUGGGAUGCACCUCAAGCAAUAUAUGACCGGUAUGGGGCAUUUCUUAACACCGAAGAAUUCCAGGCCGACUUCGCAAACUACGCCCACAUAUGCUUCAGUCGGUUUGGGAAUCGCGUUCGGAGAUGGGUGACAUUCAACGAGCCAUAUAUAAUUUCCAUCUUCGCCCACCUGAAUGGCACUCUAGCUCCGGGACACUGCCGCGAUGUCGGCACUGACACGAAAACCGAGCCAUGGAUUGUGGGCCACACUAUCAUCCUCUCCCAUGCCACGGUCGCUCUGAUGUACGCGGACGAAUUCCGCGAGUCCCAAAACGGAGAGAUCUCCAUCGUACUAAACGGUCAUUAUUACGAACCAUAUGAUCGAUCGAGCAGCCAAGAUCGCGACGCCGCUGAGCGCCGGUUGCUCUUUUACAUCGCCUGGUUUGGAGACCCCGUUCUUCUCGGACAGGACUACCCUGCCGCAAUGCGCGCCUACCUGGGUGAGCGUCUCCCUACGUUCACAGCCAAGCAGCACGAGCUCCUUCAGAGAGCUGCGUCCAUCAACACAUACUAUGGAAUGAAUCACUAUUCUACUAAGUUUGUACGUGCGCUAUCUGAUCCACCGGCUGAGGACGACUGGACUGGCAACACAGAGGAGCUGUCAAUUAACAGUGAAGGCAAAGAGAUCGGGCCUGUGUCGGGGGUCGGUUGGCUUCGGGUUGCGCCAGAAGGUUUUCGGAAGUUGCUGAAUUGGAUCUGGAAGCGAUACCGAUUGCCUAUUACUGUCACGGAGAAUGGUUGCCCUUGUUCGGGCGAGGAAGAUGUCUCCACAGCUGUUGAUGAUACAUUUCGACAGCAUUACUUCGGGUUGUACCUGGAUUCGGUUUCUCGUGCUAUAUAUGAGGAUGGGGUUACCGUUGAUGGAUACUAUGCGUGGAGUUUGAUGGAUAAUUACGAGUGGUCUGCUGGUUAUGGGCCUCGGUUCGGGAUAAUUCAUGUUGAUUUUGAGACUUUGGAGCGGACGAUAAAGGAUUCGGCCUAUUACCUGCGGGAUACUUUCAUCGAUCGUAGGAGAUCAUCAUAG